AUGGAACAAGAGAAGGCACUGAGCGAGUCCGAUGAGGAGGACUCUUACAACUCCAAUGUUUAUUUUCCGGAGCAUGGAGAGGACCUCAAAGAUGGAGUAGAUGGCUCCACCCUGUUUGACCCUCAGGGUGAACCGCUCUUUGACCCUGAUGCCUUACAAUCUUGUCAGUCUCGGGGAUCCAGAGGUUUUUCCUAUAGCCGACGGCCUUACUGUAAGUUUAAUUCCAUAUCACCUGUCUUCAAUAACUAUGGUGGGAGGCAGACUAAUUUUGUCAAAGCAUGGCACAUGCUCACUUCAGAUGCUUGGAUCCUCCACACUGUCCAGGGUUAUUCUAUAGAUUUCGUGCAACACCCUGUUCAUACGAAGUUCCCCAACCGCAUUGUGUUCUCCACUCAUAAUCGGUAUUAGGUGACACAGGAAAUACAGUCCUUAGCCUUCAAGGGUGCAAUUUCAGCAAUUCACCCUCACACAACAGGUUUCCUAAGAAACCUCUUCCUAGUCCCCAAGAAAGGUGGAGGCAUUCAUCCGGUCAUCAACUUACGACCCCUAAACGCUUUUAGGGGUCACAUACCACCUCUUUAUACCACCUCUUCAAGAUGGAAGGUAUACACUCGCUUCAGGACCUUCUGCUUUCAGGGGACUGGAUGGUCAAGCUCGACCUGAAGGACGCAUACCUCACCAUUCCAAUGACCGAAGUAUUGCCAACAAUUCCUACAAUUCCAGUGGGAGGAGACCAUGUUGCGAUUCAAAUGCCUUCCGUUUGGUUUCUCGUCGGCACCUUGGUGCUUCACAAAGCUCAUGAAACCAGUGGUUGUGCUUCUACACAGCAAAGGAGUUCGACUCAUAAUAUACUUGGACGAUAUCCUCAUAAUGGCGCAGGACCCUCACCUUCUCCACGAACACUUGUCUUGGACGAGGAUUAUGCUGGACAAUCUUGGUUUUCUUCACCCGUGGCCGAAUACUUGCCAUUACGCCUUUCCUCCUUUCUCUCUCAACACGCGGACUCUGCUACAUCUCAGGCGUUACCGGACCUCCUUGAUCCUCAUAUCUCCUUUCUGGAUGACUCAACCAUGGUACCCUACACUCAUGGAAAUGUCCAUAGACUUCCUGAGGUUACUACUGGUAGUCACUGACCUCGUAUUGGACCCCAGCAGGAACUCACAUCCCCUCCUACUCCAGGGACAUCUUAAGCUAGUGGCCUGGAUCCUCCACAAGCAACUCUGGACCUCCUGGUGGGGGCUUGGGCUCCAGGAACAAGGAAAUCAUACCUACAUGCCUGGAACUCAUGGAAUAGUUGGUGCAUGGAACAACACAUGGAUCCCAUAUCUGCACCUGAGAGUCAUGUUUUGAGGUUCCUUAUUUCACUUUUCGACCAUGGCCGGUAACUGUAGAAACCGGAUGAUGUGCCUGUCAAAUUACAUUUAUACAGAUCAGCUAUCUCGGCAGGUCACCAAGGCUGGAAUGGACUUCAAGCAGGUAAACAUCCAUAGGUAUGUUGACUCCUGCGUGGGAUCAGAUUUGCACCCCCACCAUGUCCUAAAUAUUCCACCUUAUGGGAUGUUGGCCUCAUUCUCUGACUUUUUGAAAAUUGGCCAAAGAAUGGGGACCUUUCGAUCAAGCAACUCACUUCUAAACUGGUUAUGCUGUUUUGUCUAAUCUCCUGUAAACGUGUCUCAGAUGUCCGGGCACUGGACCUUACAGCACGAUCAUUUACACCAGAGGGCGUUUCCUUCGAUAUAUCGAUACGUACGAAGACAUCCAUUACAUCGUUUUUUUUACCCAGCCUUUCCACAUAAUGUUAACCUGUGUCCAGUGGCUUGUCUCAAGGAAUAUGAAGCAAGGACAUCUUCAGUUCGUGAUCCCAGGUAUCCGGAUUUGUUUUUAGCAAUUUGACAGGCACAUCAUCCGGUUUCUACAGUUACCAUAUCUCGUUGGGUUAAAUGGAUCAUGGCCUCAGAUGACAUCGACACUUCCACGUAUGGAGCACAUUCUGCGAGGGGUGCUAUGGCAUAAAAAGCUUUCUCCUUGGGAUGCAGACUGGAAGACCUGCUCCAUGCAGCUGAUUGGUCCCACUAAUCUACGUUUCAGGAAUUUUAUUUUAGCCCAGAUUCUCCCAACGGUGGUUACACAGCUUUGAACCAGCAUAAUAUGAGCCUACGUGUCCUUUUAAUAAAAUUACCAGAUUUUACUAAUUUCAUGACGUAAAGUCGUGAUUUUAUUAAGGACACGAAGGCGAAUAUUAUCCCACCCGAUUCAGGUUUGUUGAGCCCUCCCUGUAGGCAUAUUGUCAGGUAAUGGGUGUGCAGCCCUCAUGGUAAUAUUGUUUGUUCACCUGGUUGACUAUUACUGGUUAGACAUAUUGUUUGGUUAAUGAUACACUGUGGAUGUGGAAUUAAUAUCCAGGAACAUAUUUUACCACUUAUUUCUCUUUGUCUUACAGCCUCCUCAUUGGGUUUCACACUGGUCCAUGUCACUCCAUACCAAGUUCCAUCAGAUGAUUGCCAGCUUCUUCGGAGUUCCGUUUGCUGUAUUUUCCUGGAGUCGCUGCUCUGCACAUCUAAUGAUGUUCUUCAGUCUGUUGGGAUGUUCAUCAGCACCAUCAAGAAAGAGGAGUGGCUUAAGGUCACAUGGGGGCAUUAUAGUGCUAGGAACACUCUCACUGGAUAA
This is a messenger RNA of Pelobates cultripes (western spadefoot toad), 2667 nucleotides long. The record is from the annotation of a GenBank genome assembly. Lineage: Eukaryota; Metazoa; Chordata; Amphibia; Anura; Pelobatidae.